Molecule: messenger RNA, 671 nt
Organism: Scylla paramamosain (green mud crab)
Lineage: Eukaryota; Metazoa; Arthropoda; Malacostraca; Decapoda; Portunidae
Exons: 8
Coding region: 65-670 (201 amino acids)
Source: RefSeq, a predicted model, not a curated record
UCGCGCCCUCUAGACCAUCAAGCAAGAAGCGAGUGUCAAAUGUGAUAAUGAUGAAAGGUGUAGUAUGGAUGUGUGCGUCCGUCAAUCUUUCGUACCUACGUCUUUCCGUGAGGCGGCUGAAGCAGGAAAUCUCCGAGCCGUGCUGCUGAGAGGAAAGGAUGGCAGGUGGUGCCGCGGUGAACACUGCCAACACGUGCAGGAGGAAAGAAAGGAUGGCAGGUGGUGCCGCGGUGAACACUCCCAACACAUGCAGGAGGAAAGCCACGGGCCACUAACAAAAACAAAAAGAAAAUGUGGACCCUUUCAAUUUUGUUUUAAUACAACUAAUCAACACUGCAGUUCGGUGGCCAGUGGCCACAGGCACGGUGGUCCACAGCACUUGACGACUCGUGUAGCCGCGUGGAAGCUGACAGAAAUGAACAGGAUGGCUCGUCACCUUGACGCGUAUAGUACGAGAAAGGAUGGCAGGUGGUGCCGCGGUGAACACUGCCAACACGUGCAGGAGGAAAGAAAGGAUGGGAAGUGGUGCCGCAGUGAACACUCCCAACACAUGCAGGAGGAAAGAAUGGAUGGCAGGUGGUGUCGUGGUGAACACUGCCAACACGUGCAGGAGGAAAGAAAGGAUGGCAGGUGGUGCCGCGGUGAACACUGCCAACACGUGCAGGAGUAAA